This is a messenger RNA of Pochonia chlamydosporia 170, 570 nucleotides long. RefSeq lists its product as hypothetical. Bases 1 to 570 code for a protein of 189 amino acids. NCBI's taxonomy places the organism in Eukaryota, Fungi, Ascomycota, Sordariomycetes, Hypocreales, Clavicipitaceae. The record is from RefSeq and is a predicted model, not a curated record. The transcript has a single exon.
AUGGCUUCCCUUGUCGAGCAUUGUCCUCAACUUCGCUAUCUAUAUCUUUGCGUCUCCAGCCAUCGAUGCUUAAAGGCUGGGGUAACGUGGUGUCGAUCGAAGUUAGUCAACAAGUUCCACUUUGAGAUUCCCAAGCUCGAGGCUGAACUGGAUGAAAACCUACAGCUUGUUUACUGCUGGCCCAACCUUGUUAAGCACCAUCGAUUUGCAGACGAAGUGGUGCCGAUGCUUGUUAGUAACAAUCUGUUGUUCGAGUUUUGUACGUAUUUCAGGAGAGACCUAGCCCAAGAACAAUCUGUAGUUGAGCUUUGGCCAAUGGUCCUUUUCGCAGACGCGGAAGGGGUAGAGCGCUUUAGAAAGCUACAACUUAGCAACUACGAAGACUUCCGACACCCUGAUGAACACUCUGAUCUUGUCGAGUCGGAAGAGGAUCCCGAGAACGAAGAAUUGGAUGCGGCGGAAUAUAUUCCGGAGGAGGAUGUGCACGAUGAGUUUGACGAUACAAUGGAUGAUAUAUUUGACCAUGUCUAUCAAGCUUACAUGCAGAAAUACGCAAGACAAUGGAGCUAG